AUGGAUUCCCAAAACUCUAUAUCAGAACGCCAUGGAAGACGACGUCCGCCAUCUGUCUUCGAUGCUCUGAUGUCUCUCUCCCCACCCUCGCCCAUCCUGAGCGCGUAUUCCCCGACGACAUGCUCUUCUGAGGAAGUUCCAGUGCUGCUUUUUAGUUCAUCGCCUUCCGACUGGGACAUAAUGGACGCCGACAACUCGAACUAUCGCUCAAGCAUACAAAGCCUGAGUAUCCCGUGUAGUGGAAGCACUGAUACCAUAGGGACCAUUGGAACCGUUGGGACAUUUGGACAGUCUCAAAGGGGAUCCUCAGCUCAAAGUAAAAGAACUUCGGCGCUCUGUUUAGACAUCAAGGACGACGUUACCGGUACUGGUACAGACGACGAAGAAUCACCAGAGGAAGAUCUCAAGAUGCGCGAAAUUCUCUAUGGUUACGAAGGACACGCUACUCAAGGAUCGUCAUCAAGCUUGACCCCCCACAACUCUCAAAACAUGAACGAACCUCACACCACCUCAGUGUUCUCGGAAUCGUGCACAACUUACGUGUCUCCACCUUCACCUUCCCCAUCUGUCUACUCAACUCUAUCGUGCUCCUCGGCGCCUGAUUCUCGCCUCAGAUCACAGGUUCUGCUUGAAACGCGCCCAAUCAGCUACUCUGACUAUGCCGGUGUUCUUCACUCAUCUACUUCCGCUAUCCUACCCCUAGAAUCUUGUACCUCCGCCAUCAGGACAUCUACUUUUUCCAAUCGAACUGUAGCCAGCACUCCCAGCACGCCUUCCUUUCAAGCAUCUGAACACAGUGACACAUUAGGUCAACCUUCAAGGCAGCUUCCGAAGAGUCUCGACUGGCUUAGAGAUAUUGUGGUUGAAAUGCUGAUAGACCAAGAGGGAUUCCGCUCAGUAGCUCCCAGAUUCAGAUUCGCAGGAUAUUCCAACAAUUCACAUCCUUUGGGAGACGGUCUACCGAGAGAAGUGCCGGGGGGCAUUGCCGAGUUUGUACCCGUAUCACGACAGACAUUCGAUUUUCAUUACGCGCCGUUUGAAGGGCAGCCGGUACUCAGGCGUUUAACUACAAACGGGGAAGCGCGAGAUUACAUUUCUCGACAGGCCACAUUGAGCAUUAAAUCCAACGGUGUCUACACCGUCAACGGUUCUGAACCUUCGGCAUUCCUUACUCCCCAGGGCAAAAAGGCGAGUCGCGGUCGAGAUGGGGGGGAUACCAAACUGCGUUGGAAACUUGACUACUUUGUCGAUGAUAAGCGAGGAGUAAGGGCGCUGGAAGGAGAAAAGACUUUCACGCCGCUCAUGUUCUUCUGUUCUCCGCUCUUACUUCAUCCUUUACGAGGCAAAAAAAUCAGGUUUAUGCAUGUUGUCAAGAAGAGUGUGGUUAUGAAGCUGGUCGCAGAAAGGAUGGAACUUCCCAAUCUUUUAUCUUCUCCCAGGUUAUCGCCAAGUCUUCCCAACCCUUCUCUACACCAUCAGAAGGAAACUGACAAUACGGCCAACAAUGACACUGCUGCUCAUGAUUGCAAAGCCGAUCAACAUCCAUUCCACCCUCGUAUACCUUUCGCUCAAAUGCUCAUCAAUGACGAGUUGAAGCCUUCUCGGUUUCGCAGGCGUAGGGCUUCUUCUGGCGGAGAAGAUACAUCACGCUUCGAGAGUCAGGGACAGUUCAAAUUAAGGCCUGUCUCUGGUGGCGGUCUAAAGCAGUAUCAGCACAUAUUGCCUCCUUCCAAACUAUCGGAAAUGUUGGAUGACAUGGAAAAUACAGUGCCAGUCGAAAACAUGCACGGUUUAACACCUCCACUUCGCAACUUCCGCAAACGCAUCUAG
Marasmius oreades (fairy-ring Marasmius) is the source of this 1830-nucleotide messenger RNA. RefSeq lists its product as uncharacterized. The coding region runs from base 1 to 1830 and encodes 609 amino acids. NCBI's taxonomy places the organism in Eukaryota, Fungi, Basidiomycota, Agaricomycetes, Agaricales, Marasmiaceae. The record is from RefSeq and is a predicted model, not a curated record. The transcript has a single exon.